Molecule: messenger RNA, 1682 nt
Organism: Schizosaccharomyces japonicus yFS275
Lineage: Eukaryota; Fungi; Ascomycota; Schizosaccharomycetes; Schizosaccharomycetales; Schizosaccharomycetaceae
Product: phospho-2-dehydro-3-deoxyheptonate aldolase
Exons: 2
Coding region: 177-1286 (369 amino acids)
Biological process (GO): carboxylic acid biosynthetic process; aromatic amino acid biosynthetic process
Cellular component (GO): cytoplasm
Molecular function (GO): 3-deoxy-7-phosphoheptulonate synthase activity
Source: RefSeq, a predicted model, not a curated record
CAGACGAGAUCUGCACUUCGACUGCUCGGGAUUUUAAAAGCUUUGCUGCGACGGACUGCAACGCUCCAAGAGCCAAAUACCAGGACAGACACAACACCAGAGGGCAAUUUUGUUGAAGCAUUGCACUCCUUUUUUGUUUCCUAAAUUUUUGAAUAAACCUUCUAAAAGUCAUAAAAAUGUCUCCCGCUUUCCAAGCAAACGGUUCUAUUAACACCGAAUCUAUUGAGGACCAACGUAUCCUGGGCUACAAUCCUUUGGUUCCUCCCGCAUUGCUUCAACAAGAGCUUCCUGUCUCUGAGGCUUCUGCCAACGUUGUCAGACAAGGUCGCCGUGAUAUCCAAGCUGUUUUGGGCGGCAAGGAUGACCGUUUGGUCGUCGUUGUCGGUCCUUGCUCCAUCCACGACCCUGUUUUGGCUAUGGAGUAUGCUAAGCUUCUCAAGCCCAAGGCUGAGGAGUUGAAGAACGAGUUGGUGAUUAUUAUGCGUUGCUACCUCGAGAAGCCCCGUACCACUGUCGGUUGGAAGGGUCUUGUCAACGACCCCGACUUGGACGGUUCUUACGCCAUCAACAAGGGUCUUCGUAUUUCCCGUAAGAUGUACUGCGACGUUACCAACUUCGGUGUUCCUUUGGGCAGUGAGAUGCUCGACACCAUUUCUCCCCAAUUCUUCAGCGACAUGUUGAGUUUCGGUGCCAUUGGUGCUCGUACCACCGAGUCUCAACUCCACCGUGAGCUCGCCUCUGCUCUUUCCUUCCCCAUCGGUUUCAAGAACAGCACUGACGGCUCUGUCGGUAUUGCCAUUGAUGCCAUUGGCGCCACUGCUCAUCCCCACACCAUGCUUGGUGUCAACAAGCAAGGUAUUGCUGCCAUUUGCAUGACUGCCGGUAACAAGGAUACCUUCAUCAUUCUCCGCGGUGGUAAGCACGGUCCUAACUACGACGCCAAGAACGUCGCUGCCGUUCGCGAGGCCCUCGAGAAGGCCAACAUUACCCCUCGCAUCAUGAUUGACUGCUCUCACGGUAACUCCAGCAAGGACCACCGCAACCAACCCAAGGUCUGCCAUUCCAUCGCCGAGCAAGUUGCUGCCGGUGACGAGGCUCUUAUGGGUGUGAUGAUUGAGUCUCACAUCAACGAGGGUCGUCAAAACGCCAAGAUCGCUCCCGGUGUCAAGGAGACUCUUAAGUAUGGUGUCAGUAUCACUGAUGCUUGCGUCAGCUGGGAGCAAACUGCUCCUAUGCUUGAGGAGCUCGCUGCUGCUGUCCGUGCUCGUCGUGCCGGCCGUGCUUAAACUACUUUUGUGGUCGUAUAGAAAGUAUGAUGGUGUGUCUGUGUACAUAUGCACAUGAACAGUUACUAUUUACCAUACCUGGCACACUUUCAUGGCGCAUGUGUGUGUAUUGCGUUGCUGAGAGAAGAAAAAAAAAAGUUUGUUUGCGUGUCCCUUCUCGUCUUGUCCUUUUUUGUAAAGGGCGGUUGCAGCCUGUGGGAUAAACAGGGCUGGUGCUGCCCUUGAUAUUUCUUCUGGUAGGAAACAGAAGCAUUUUGAGUUAUUUUUCGUAGUUUUGGUUCAUAGAAACAGCAUGCAAAAAAUGUUUUAGAAGAAAGGAUUGAGACAUCUUCUAGUGGGUGUGUGUGUGUCGCUGUAAAGCUGAAUCUGUAAGGGAAAGACGUUUUGGAAUAACAG